Molecule: messenger RNA, 2178 nt
Organism: Musca vetustissima
Lineage: Eukaryota; Metazoa; Arthropoda; Insecta; Diptera; Muscidae
Product: neprilysin-4
Exons: 1
Coding region: 1-2178 (725 amino acids)
Biological process (GO): protein processing
Cellular component (GO): plasma membrane
Molecular function (GO): metalloendopeptidase activity
Source: RefSeq, a predicted model, not a curated record
AUGGGUGUUACAUUCCGCUGGACACACCUACUCAAUAGUGUUCAAAUCAUACUAUUGUGGAUGUCAACGUCGACAUCUAAAUGGACUGUGGUCUGUGGUGAAACAACAACAUUUCCCAUUUACAAACAGGAGGAGGCAAUACGAGCCGCCAAAAGUCGCGAAGUUCUGCAAUAUAUGAAUUUAAGUGUUAAUCCAUGUGAGGAUUUCUAUGAAUAUGCCUGUGGCAAUUGGCCCAAGUAUCAUUUGCCACCGGCGGGUAAGGAAGAUGGCCAGACAAUCAAGACCAUUUUGGAGGAGAAAAUCGAGGAGGAUCUACACAAUUUACUGGAUGAAAAUGUCACCCUGGAGGAUAGUGCUGCUGCCCGCAGGGUAAAGGUGUUCUAUAAAAGCUGUUUGGACGCCCGUCAGGGUGAGGCAUCGCACCAGGCAUUUCUAAGUGAUUUUAUUAAGAGCAAUGGCGGCUUUCCGGCCAUACCGGGUUCGAAUUGGUUGGCCCAUCAUCACAAUUAUGAUUGGCAACAUGUUGUGGCCAUAUUGCGUUAUAAUUAUGGCCUAAGUAUCCUCAUCGGCAUGGAUGUGGAUAAUAAUUAUCAAACCAUGGAGGAGAACAGUUUGUACAUGCAGGAACCCUCGACAAUGAUACCCCGCUCCUUGUGCAAUGCCAAGACCUCCCAGCUGAUCGAUGUCACCGAUAAGGCAUAUGAUAUGGUGGAACAAGAAGUGGCGGAUAAUCUACGUUUAUGGUUGUCAAUGAAAAAGGAAGAUGCCCUGCAUGUGGCCGCCGAUAUGGUCACCUUUGAACAUGAUCUGUGCAAGGCUAUGUAUAUCCAUUCCAGUGCAGAGGAGGAGGAAGAAUUCAUUGGUAGCCUUAAACCGGAGAAUCGUACCAAAAAUUAUGAACGCAAAACUUUGAAUAAUUUCACUCAGCAAUUCAACAACACCUUGGAUUUCAAUGCCAUUGUUUCGAACAGCUUCGGGGUGGGUGUUACCAAACCGGUCUUUAUGAAAAGUCCGAAAUAUUUUGAACAAUUGAUCCAUGUCAUCGAGGAGACAGAGGAAUACAACAAGACGGUUGUGGCCAAUUAUAUUAUGUAUCGGGCCUUGACCUACUUCAAUUUUCCGCUGAAUGAUACACCACGCAAUCGUCCCGCCUACUGCCUGCAGGUGGUUAAGAAAUAUUUUCCCAAGGUAUUGGGUGAUAUCUAUUAUCGGAAAUAUGCCAAUACCAUGGAUCAGCAUAAGUUGAAUAGGGUGUUCGAACAGCUGAAGAAAAUCAUGGAGGAGUCAUUGAACAAGGAAUGGAUUGAGGAGAGCACCCGCCGCUUGGGUAAGAAACGAUUAUCCCAGUUGUCGUUGCAAUUCCCAAACUAUGAAAAGUUCUCUCUCAAUUUGGAAUUUGUUCGCAAUGAUUUUUGGAAAAAUCUACGCCUGAUAAUGGGUGAGGUGAGGGCCCAUGAAGUGAAUCGUUUAUUUUCUGCCGAAAAACCCAUGCCUACAGAUGAAGUUCAGGCCUACGAAACCCGAAUGGUCUACCGGUCCUAUCAUCAACGCAUCGAUAUUGGCUGGGGGGUGCUACAGGCUCCCUACUACCAGGCAGCCCUGCCGCAUGGCAUGCGUUAUGCCAUGAUUGGCCAGAAGCUGGCUCAAACCUUAGCUACCGGUUUCGAUGAUCUCGGUUGGACAGCCGAUAAUCCAGAUCACAAAAUUUGGGAUACCCACACCGCUGUGGAAUAUUACAAACAGGCCAAUUGUUUUACCGAACAAAUAGGAAAUUACCUUUACAAUGACCCAUUCGGUUUUCAGAAUGCCACCAAAAUAAGGCGUUUGGUAGCACAGAGUGUCGGCCUCAGCACCGCCUUCAAUGCCUAUUUGGAUUGGCUGUUCUAUAAAAAUCCCAGCAACGAUCAUGAAAUGCUUUCCAAGGAGACUUUACCCGAAUUGGAUUUUACCAAUACCCAAUUGUUUUUCAUUGGUUUUGCCCAGGCCCAUUGUGAGUCACGUAAGAAACCGAAGAAAUUGGAUCCGCUGAAAUAUCAACGUAUUAGCCCGUAUAGUAAACAUAGCCUUGCAAGGUAUCAGGUAAAUGGUCCCUUGACAAAUUUUAUAGAAUUUUCACGGGAAUUUCACUGUCCCAUAGGAAGUGAAAUGAAUGUGGCGGAUAAGUGUAUAAUUUAUUGA